AUGGACGCCUUGGAGGACUGGAACGACGUGACCGAAAGUCCGAGUUUGAAGAACCUGACGGACGGAAGCUUCAGUGUACUAAAAGAGAGACAAUGUGACGCUGUACAGGAUUUGGUCAAAGCGCAUAUUGACUCUUUUGAUCAGGCCAUCGGACAAGGACUCAACUCCGUUGUGCAGGCCAUCCCGCCGUUGGAGUUCAUGGUGAAGGGAGAGCGCAUCAGUUUGGCGUUCAUAGAGGCCAUCGUCCACCCGCCGAUCGUGUCCAAAGGCAGCGUGUGCCGCGAGAUGAGAGUCUUCCCGGCGGAGUGCCGCGCCAGAAGGUCCUCGUACAAGGGCAAGAUAGUGGCAGAUGUGAGCUGGAGUGUGGACGGGGUCCCCAAAGGGAUCAUCAAGCAGGGGCUCGGGCAAAUUCCCAUUAUGGUCAAGUCCAAGCUGUGCAACUUGCACGGGAUGACGCCGCAGCAGCUGGUGCAACACCACGAGGAGGCUGAGGAAAUGGGCGGCUACUUCAUUGUGAACGGCAUCGAGAAGGUGAUUCGCAUGCUGAUCAUGCCUCGGAGGAACUACCCCAUUGCUGUGUCACGAGCCAAGUGGAAGAGCAGAGGCCAUGGAUACACGCAGUAUGGUUUGUCCAUGCGCUGCAUGAAGGAGAAUCACACGGCCAUCAACAUGCACCUUCACUACUUGGAGAACGGAACCAUCAUGCUCAACUUCAUCCACCAGAAGGAACUCUUCUUCCUACCCAUUGGCUUUAUGCUUAAGGCGCUGGUGGACCUGAGCGACCUGGAGAUUUUCUCAGAGCUGAUCAAAGGCGUGGAAGAGAACUCGCUGUACCGCAGCGCCGCCUGCGAGAUGCUGCGCUUGGUGUCGGCGCAGGGCUGCACGUCACGCUCAAAGGUCCUGGACUACCUGGGCGGACGCUUCCGCGUGAAACUCAACCUGCCCGAGUGGUACACCGACCGGCAGUGCGCCGACUUCCUGCUGGACGAGUGCAUCUGCAUCCACUUGCGGACAGGCAUGGAGAAGUUCCGGCUGCUGUGCCUGAUGUGUCGCAAGCUUUUCAGCUUCGCCAAGCAGGAGUGCCUGGAGGAGAACCCAGACGGCAUCGCCUGCCAGGAGGUCCUCACGCCGGGACAGCUCUACCUCAUGUUCCUCAAGGAGAAGAUGUGGAUGUGGCUGCUGUCGGUCAAGGCGGCGGUGGAGAAGCGAGGAAGUCACCUGAAGGGUGGCUGGACGGCGGAAAACCUCAUCAAGAUGUUCAAUCUUGGAACCGACCUCAGCAAACCCUUUGAGUACAUGCUGGCUACCGGCAACCUCAGCUCCAAGACGGGUCUGGGCAUGUCGCAGAACACGGGCUUGUGCGUGGUAGCCGACAAGCUCAACUUCAUUCGCUACCUGUCGCACUUCCGCUGCGUGCACCGCGGCGCCGCCUUCACCAAGAUGCGCACCACGUCUGUGCGCAAGUUGCUGCCCGAGUCCUGGGGCUUCCUGUGCCCUGUGCACACGCCCGACGGCGAGCCCUGCGGCCUCAUGAAUCACAUGACGGCCAGCUGCCAGGUGGUGACGGCAUCCUCGUCCACCGUGGGGCUGCCGGCCAUACUCUGCUCGCUGGGUCUGACCCCCGUCGAUGCCACCCCCACCAGCCCCUUCGCCGACUGCUACCCGGUCCUGCUGGACGGCGCCGUGGUGGGUUGGGUGGAGGAACGCCUGGCCCCCGGUGUGGUGGAUUCACUGCGCAGGUUCAAGGUUCUGCAGGAGAAAAAAGUUCCUCCCUGGACUGAGAUCAUUCUGGUGCCCAAGACGGGCAAAGCCAGCUUGUACCCGGGCCUGUUUCUGUUCACCGCGCCGUGCCGCAUGAUGCGCCCUGUGCGCAACCUGGCGGUCGGCAAGCAGGAGCUCAUUGGAACCUUCGAGCAGCUUUAUGUCAACGUGGCCGUAAAGGAGGCAGAGGUGGAGGCGGGUGUCAGCAGCCACCAGGAGCUCUUCCCGCACAGCAUGCUCAGCGUGGUGGCAAGCUUCAUACCCUACUCGGACCACAACCAGAGUCCCAGGAACAUGUACCAGUGCCAGAUGGGUAAGCAGACGAUGGGCUUUCCCCUUCACGCCUUCCUGGAGCGUUCGGACAACAAGCUGUACCGGCUGCAGACGCCGCAGAGCGCACUGGUACGUCCUUCCAUGUACGACCACUACCAGCUGGACAACUACCCCAGUGGCACCAACGCCGUGGUGGCUGUCAUCUCCUACAGCGGUUACGACAUGGAGGACGCCAUGAUUGUGAACAAGUCAUCAUGGGAGCGCGGCUUUGCCCACGGCUGCAUCUACAAGACGGAACUGGUGGACUUGGCCCAAAAGGCACGGGGCCACGACGGCGUGGUGUUUGGGGUCAAGCCUGGAGACCCCAAGGUCAAUAAGCAGCUGGACGCUGAUGGACUUCCGCCGGUGGGCGCCAUGCUGCGCUACGGCGACCCCUUCUACAGCUACAUCAACCUGAACACCGGCCAGUCCUUUGUCACUUUCUACAAGAGCCAGGAGGCGUGCGUGGUGGACAACAUCAAGAUCUGCGGCAACGACGUUGGCACGGGCUUGUUCAAGCGCGUGUGCAUCACCAUGCGGGUGCCACGCAAUCCCACCAUCGGCGACAAGUUCGCCAGCCGUCACGGCCAGAAGGGCAUUCUGAGCCGGCUGUGGCCCGCCGAGGACAUGCCCUUCAGCGAGAGCGGCCUCAGCCCUGACAUCUUGUUCAACCCGCACGGAUUCCCCUCGCGCAUGACCAUCGGCAUGCUGAUAGAGAGCAUGGCGGGCAAGUCGGCUGCCCUGCAUGGCCUGAGCCACGACGCCACGCCCUUCACCUUCUCUGAAGACAACUCUGCCCUCGACUACUUCGGGGAGAUGCUGCGGGCGGGCGGCUACAACUAUUAUGGCACCGAGCGCCUCUACAGCGGCACCAGCGGCCUGGAGCUGGAGGCCGACAUUUUCAUCGGCGUGGUUUACUACCAGAGGCUCAGGCACAUGGUGUCCGACAAGUUCCAGGUCCGUACGACAGGGGCGCGUGACAAGGUCACCAAUCAGCCGGUGGGCGGCAGGAACGUGCAAGGCGGCAUCCGCUUUGGCGAGAUGGAGCGUGACGCGCUGCUAUCGCACGGCUCGUCCUUCCUGCUGCAGGACCGCCUCUUCAACUGCUCCGACCGUUCGGUGGCGCAGGUGUGCGUGGACUGCGGGAGUUUGCUGUCGCCGCUGCUGGAAAAGCCGCCGCCCUCCUGGUCAUCCACGCGCCACCGUCGCACCGUCUGCACACUCUGCGGCAAGAGCGACUCGGUGGACUCGGUCUCCGUGCCAUACGUUUUCCGCUACUUUGUGGCCGAGCUGGCCGCCAUGAACAUCAAAGUCAAGCUGGACAUCAAGUGAGCGAGGUCAGGGCCAUGCCAGGAGUUUGCAGGCCCUGUAGGACUCUGCUUUGAGUAGAAGAACAUUUUGGGCAAACUUGAGAGCUACUUUGGGACCGAAGAAGGCAAAGGACAUACAGACUUCUGAAAUAAUACAUUUGCUUAUAUUUACCUUGAAUUAUGUGUUAUCUAUACCAGCGGUCCCCAACCUUUCUUGCGCCACGGACCGGUUACAUGUCAGACAAUAUUUUCACGGACCGGCCUUUAUAUAAAUACAAUGAAAUAAAAUGAUACGACUGGCAAAAAAAACAAAUACAAAGCACAUAAAAAUAAAACUCACCAUUAAGUAUCUGCGCCGUAGCUUUGUUUUGGUCGCUGUAACCGCAGAAAAUCCUGCUUUACAAAAAUAGGAUGUUGGAAAGGGAAGCAGGGUUUUCAGUGCUUUUGUGGCCAUCUCGGGAUAUUCUGCCUUGAUUUUAAUCCAGCUUUCUUUUUCUUGGAAGUUGUAGCCUCUUUUGUCUCCACAUUGGGCCUUUUCCUCUUUAGAAGACGUUAACAGUCAUAAUGGCCCUCCUCUCAAUUUUCAAUAAUGUCCUAACAUGGUCGGAUACAGUUGGCACUAUGGGGACUUCCUGUUUAGUUUUUCCAAAUGUCUACUGGCUUCUUUUUGAUUAAAAAGCAAACUGGUUGAAAUAUUUUAAGUCUUCAGAUAGUAGCCUCACCUCAAACACCCCCGCAUCUCCCACAUACCCAACUCCCACUGUUGAAAAAAAAAAACAACCAGUGGGCUGGUGGUUACUAAUAUCAUUUUUUAUAUAUAGAUUUUUUUUUUACUCAAACUUACAAAAUCCUUGAAUAUCUGGAAGUGUAUUUGACAUUUACACACAGAAAACACAUAUCUUUUACAAAACAGCGACAUUUCUUAAAAAAGAAAAAACACAUUUCAUGAAUAGUUCUCUGAGCUAAAACUACACAAGCUGCCCUGCUAAAAGUUAAAAGCGCUUUGAACUUAAAUUACAAAGUUGAAGGGAAGACAUUAAAAAGUGAAAUUGUUCCAAAAAUGUUUACCUCUGUCGUAGAAAAAAUAGCAUCUCUGAUGCCUUUGGGGGAAGUAAAAAAAAAAAAAAAAGAAAUAACCCAUUCGGCAGACUGACACGUUGGCUUACGUUAGCAUGUUUGUUUCAUCACCUUGCUAUCAGUGAACAUUAUAUUUUUUGAAUACAUUUUCAGUUUAUUUUAUGCCAAUACACAAAUAUUUUAAAACUGUAGCAGAAACUAGCUUAGCAGAUGGCAAAUCUCAACAUGGUAAUGAACAAAACAUUGCUUUAUGUGGAAGUUGUGUUUUAAAAAGGUCACGAAAAGCACCAAGUUCAGGUUAAAAAAAUGAAAU
Messenger RNA from Syngnathus acus (greater pipefish), 4773 nucleotides. It is a transcript of the gene polr1b, whose product is annotated as RNA polymerase I subunit B. Lineage: Eukaryota; Metazoa; Chordata; Actinopteri; Syngnathiformes; Syngnathidae. The transcript has 15 exons. Gene Ontology annotation, cellular component: nucleus; RNA polymerase I complex. Gene Ontology annotation, molecular function: ribonucleoside binding; DNA binding; DNA-directed RNA polymerase activity. Gene Ontology annotation, biological process: DNA-templated transcription. Bases 1 to 3405 code for a protein of 1134 amino acids. The record is from RefSeq and is a predicted model, not a curated record.